This is a messenger RNA of Meriones unguiculatus (Mongolian gerbil), 5908 nucleotides long. RefSeq names its product muscleblind like splicing regulator 1 (gene Mbnl1). The record is from RefSeq and is a predicted model, not a curated record. The transcript is spliced from 12 exons. Gene Ontology annotation, molecular function: metal ion binding. Bases 1222 to 2532 code for a protein of 436 amino acids. Lineage: Eukaryota; Metazoa; Chordata; Mammalia; Rodentia; Muridae.
GAAAGCUGCUUGGACUUCAGCUGUAGUUUUUAAACCUUGCUUUUGAUUGCCCCGGUAGUGAUUGUCAAGUCCUUGGACUUGCGUUAGGAGCUGUUUGGAAACUAACAUGGUUUAGUCCACUAACUGCAUGUUGGGUAAAUUCAAAACCCACAUGCUCGUCCUCUUGCAGUGGAAUAAGUCACAUCUGAUGGACAUUUUCUGUGCUGAUAGCAUAGUAAUGAACGUCUGACAGGCGCGACCUUUCAUAAGACAACCCUCACUAUUGGCUUUCUGCCCAGAAUAUUGCUGCAACACUAUCUGUGAUUGGUUAUCUCUCUAUCAUGCAUUGCUUCACAAGGGGAAACGGCCCCCUUUUUAAUAAAUCUACGAUGGCUGGCUGCAAUAUGCCUCACUGUUGGUACUAAGAAGUGCCUUUCCUGACGUCUCUGCUGCUUGGACCCGCUUCUAGAGCAGCCUCUGCUUUUGCCUUGCUUGCUGCCAGCUAGACUGUGACGACAGCACAUCCGCCCUCCACCUCUAGCCCAGACACCCCCAUUUCUACUUCUAAUCAGGAGAAAAGCUCUGAGUAUCUGCCAUUGCCCUAGGCUGCUUUAGUUUAGAAGAAAAGUUUGCUGAAAAAGUAAGAUACCUUCUGCCAGGAAAUCAAGGAGGAAAAAAAAAAUCAUUUUCUCGAUUUUGCUCUAAACCGCCGCAUCUGUCUAUGCCAAACUAAUCAAUACCGAUCGCAACGCCCAACUCCAUCGCAAACCCAGCUGUGAGGAGGCUCCCUGUCAGACAACUUUGCUGAAAGCAGCUUGGAAAUCGGUGUCAAAGGGUCUGCCACGUUUUCAUGCUUGCAUUUUGGGCUCCAAAUUGGCACUGGGAAAGGGUUACUGAGCACAAGGCUGAUUCCAGGCCCUCCUUUAAACACCCAACUACUUACAACCCUGGUAUUUCUCUAAAAACCAAAACCUCUUUGAAUUAACAGUUUCAUGCUGUGAAUUUCUAGUGGAGGUCUUUCCCUUGAUACUGAAGUCACACUUUUCCAUGUGCCGUUAAAGCAGGGACUGGGGAAACAGCCUUUCGGACAUUUUCACCGUCAUUUCACAGUUCUAAGUUUUAUCACUUCCUAUUUUGUUUUGGUUUUUGUUUUUUGCUUUGGUUGCUGAUUUUUUUUCUUUUUUUGAGAGGGGUUGGGUUUGUCGGUUUCAUUGAACAUUUAAGUACCUGUAAAAUAUAAACAUGGCUGUUAGUGUCACACCAAUUCGGGACACAAAAUGGCUAACACUGGAAGUAUGUAGAGAGUUUCAAAGGGGGACUUGCUCACGGCCAGACACGGAAUGUAAAUUUGCACAUCCUUCGAAAAGCUGCCAAGUUGAAAAUGGACGAGUAAUCGCCUGCUUUGAUUCACUGAAAGGUCGUUGCUCCAGGGAGAACUGCAAAUAUCUUCAUCCACCCCCACACUUAAAAACACAAUUGGAGAUAAAUGGACGGAAUAACUUGAUUCAACAGAAGAACAUGGCCAUGUUGGCCCAGCAAAUGCAGUUAGCCAAUGCCAUGAUGCCUGGUGCCCCAUUGCAGCCCGUGAACUUAAUGCAACAGUCAUUCCAAAAAAGAGGGGGGGAUUGCAUUUCGAGGUGGGAGGGAUCCCCAUAUUACACCGGCAGUGAUACCAAUUAUCAAUACUGUACAGUCGAGCCAAUGUUUUCAGUUGCACCAAGCUUAGCCACCAAUGCAUCAGCAGCCUUUAAUCCCUACCUGGGGCCUGUUUCCCCAAGCCUGGUUCCAGCAGAGAUCUUGCCCACUGCACCAAUGUUGGUCACGGGGAAUCCUGGAGUUCCAGUGCCAGCAGCUGCUGCAGCUGCCGCACAGAAGUUAAUGCGGACAGACAGACUGGAGGUGUGUCGAGAGUACCAGCGUGGCAAUUGCAACCGAGGAGAAAAUGAUUGUCGGUUUGCGCAUCCUGCUGACAGCACAAUGAUUGACACCAAUGACAACACAGUUACCGUCUGCAUGGAUUACAUCAAAGGGAGAUGCUCUCGGGAAAAGUGCAAAUACUUCCAUCCUCCUGCACACCUGCAAGCCAAGAUCAAGGCUGCCCAAUACCAGGUCAACCAGGCUGCAGCAGCACAGGCUGCAGCUACUGCAGCUGCCAUGACUCAGUCGGCUGUCAAAUCACUGAAGCGACCCCUCGAGGCAACCUUUGACCUGGGAAUUCCUCAAGCUGUACUUCCCCCAUUGCCAAAGAGGCCUGCUCUUGAAAAAACCAACGGUGCCACCGCAGUCUUUAACACUGGUAUUUUCCAAUACCAACAGGCUCUAGCCAACAUGCAGUUACAGCAGCAUACAGCGUUUCUCCCACCAGGCUCAAUAUUGUGCAUGACACCCGCUACAAGUGUUGUUCCCAUGGUGCACGGUGCUACGCCAGCCACUGUGUCCGCAGCAACAACAUCUGCCACAAGUGUUCCCUUCGCUGCAACAGCCACAGCCAACCAGAUACCCAUAAUAUCUGCCGAACAUCUGACUAGCCACAAGUACGUUACCCAGAUGUAGAGCUGUCGUCAUAAAACAAUCAUACAAAAAGAAAAGGACAGUGUGCUUGGUUAGAGUAAGGACGACGUCAUUAGCCAUAUUGUAUAUACCGUCAAGCAACACACACAGAAAUCCCUCAGCCACAAGACAUCCACGUAUUGCAUGUUAACCAGAAGAAAAGACAACAUGAGAACCUGCUGCACACUGUCGCCUACACACUUUGUACAUUCAAUUGAUAUUUGUGCUGAGGUGAUAUUCCUAUCUAAAACAUUGUCUUUCUUUUGUAGCACAGAGUUAUGCAUUAAAAUAUGCAUACAUAAUUAGUUUCCUAUAUAUUCAUGCCAUCUUGAAAAGACAGACUAUGGUGUAACCAUGAUUCUAUUAUGUAUUGGUACGUCUGUAGACCAAGAUAUAAUUUUUUAAAAAUAAGUUUAUUUCUUUCAAGGUUUACAAGUAACAAAGGUGCACCUUGUAUUUAAAGCCGCCAUUAGAGCCGAGAGCGCGCAUGCACAGUCAUUUUUGUUUAAAAGUAAUAUUUUUACUGUAAUAGAUUGUAAGACAUGGUGAGGGAGGGAUCUGACAGAGAUGAAUGUGCCAAGCAAAACCACAACUGUGUAUAUUUUAAAGCACAUCAUGGCUUUAAGUACCAUGUUGUUAAGGAUUCUCAUGAAGUGCCAUAGACUGUACAUCAAAUUAGAGUAUUAUUUCUUCAGUGUUAUUGUUUUCAGAGCCACAUUUUGUUGCUUAUUUGCUAGUACUAAUCAAUCAAAGGGCACCAUUCUUUUCUUUUUCUUUUUUGUUUUUGAAACCAAAGCUGUCUCAGAAAUGGCCAAUUUAACUCUACAGUAACAAUAGACGGCACAACAAACUCAAUACAGAUAAACUUCCACAUACUGGAGCUAUAUAUAAUAGAUAUAUAAAAUUAUUUUAAUGCAUUGUAGUGUAAUAUUUAUGCAUACUCUACUAUAUAACAUGUUAUUCAAAAGGGAUAUGCCAUUUCUGAGACACAAUAACAAAAAAUAUUUGAGGAAAUUAUUUUGCUUCUAUUUAUAGCCUCUGUCAAAAGUCAAAAGACUAUAAAUGCUUUGCAGAAAUGGUUUCACGUUUGCUUAAAUGCUUCAUCACAGUCACAUUCAAAAUAGUGACUCUAAACAAAGAGAACAGCACUGUCAUCAGAUGCAUGAUAAACCAAAAUAUGAAAAUGGGAAAUGUUUAAUUAACCUAGUAAUUGGGUGGGUUAAGUACAUGGGUGAAUUUUAUAUGUGAUUCUUUUGUUCAGAUUAACUGCUUAUAGCCUUAGAAAGCCUUUUAAAAAAAAUUUUAAAAAUAGAUGUGCAUUCAGUUUUUAAGAAUGGAUUCAUCCAAAGGAAUUCCCCCUUUUUGUGGUUUGGAUGUUGCAGCUAGUAAAGGAUAUUUUUGCUCUGUUCAGCAGUUCUAAAAGUCGCUGAGUAGGGGCCAGGUGACUGGCAGUUCUAGUGUGGAAUGGGAGAAGUGAGAGUUCUGUUAUAGAACUUUCCAUACUUCCAAGUUUACUGCAAGUUUUUAUGCUUGAGAGAGAUGCUUUCUAAUAUAAGACUGAUGUGUUGAUUUUACUGAUUGUACUGUACAUCUAUUAAAGCCUUAGAUUAUUACAUUACGGGUUGGAACCCAUACCAAUGUAAUUUCAAUCGUGUUAAGAGAGUAAUGGUGACUUCACAUGUUAUUGUAGUUAGUUACAUUAUAGAAUAUUACUUAUUUUUCUUGUUAAAAUGUAGUUUUUCAUUUCCUACAUUUAUUAGAUUUUCAUUUUCUAUUAACAAUUGAAUACCAUUUCAGUUUAUAGACUCUUGUUUUAUUAGAUUUUACCAAUGAAUUUUUCAAAAUACAAAAAAAGUUAAAGUAGUUUUUUCUUCAUAACAUACUCAGUUUUAAAUUACAUGUAGUGUCAUAUGAAUAUCCGUAUUAUUGUUAACUAAAUGAUUUAUAUUUUACUGAUUUAAUAUUACAGUAUAAGAAUGUCAGUCAUUGUUCUUGUCUAGUUUUCAUUAAAAGAACAAAGAUCUUUUAUAUGGAUAUCUUAUAAAUAUAUAAUCAUUGCUAAGUAAGAAGUUAAGUUGUUGCUAUGGCAACAAUCCUGGCAGACAAUUGAGUAAUAUUUUGAUGAUUUAUUUUGUUUGUAAUUAGUUAUUAUGAGAAGAUCUAGAUCCUAGAUAUUAGAAUAAAAUUUAUUUUCUACUGUAUCCAUUUCAAAUGUUAAAGUAUUGUUUAAUAUUUUUGAAAUCCCUGAAUAUCAGGCCUUGUUAUAAAUAAGCUGCAUAAUCAAUAAAUAGAACAAGGGACUUUUUGUUGAUAAUCCAAAUACUCAAAGUUUACGUAAUGAGAAUUUUAGCGUGUGUGCAAACUCUUGAGGGUUGAUGAUGCUGCAAUUUAGCAUGUUGGGAAGUCUAGAGAGAAGGUUGACUUUUUGCACUUCUGUAUAUAGUCAAAAGAGAGAAACCUGUAUAAUAGCAAGAUCUUAUUUUGAAUAAAAACGUCUAUAAUUACAAGGAGUUUUGUUAAGGCUAAUGAAAUGACAGACUGAGCAAAACUGCUUGCGAAAGUGGCACAGAGUUAGCACUCCCCACCCUUCAGACACGUUGCUUUGCUUUUUGUGGACAGCUUGUAGUUUGCCAGGAUUUUUCAGCUGGAAAGAUUUGCCAUCCUUCCGAGAUCUCAUGACUGACAAAGCUCCACUGGGCCAAAUCUGCCUGAAGAUCAUUACCAAAAAUAGCAGGUACUUCAGCCAUUAAGGUGAAAUCAUGGAUCAGAUAUUCCUUACAUUGUUUUCAAAACUACUGCAUGUUUAAAACUUCAACAAAAAAAAAAAAAAGAGAGAAAGAACUAUGCUAAGGACAUAUAUUAUUCAAAUCAAUUUCUGCCAAUUUCAAUGGUUUAUUGUUCAAAAUCUUCAAAACAAGUAUUGACUUUCACAAAAUUUAAACCAUAAACAGGCAAACCAAACGGCACACCUGUAGUUGUUAUGUGAUUGUUUUUUAAUUGCUGUAGAUCUUGUUCUUUCCGCAGGUGAAAAAAGAAAUUCAAAUUUCACUUUUAAUUUUCAACUCAGAAGCACUCAAAAGAGCCAAAUGUGACAAUGGCCACUUGUUCAAUGACUUGGUUGCCCAGCCUCCACUCCAGCUGGCUACUGAUGUUGCACUUAUCAGCAACCCAACCACUUUCAUCUGCUGAAAGGACAAUGUGCUUGGUUUUACUAUUAUGUAAUCACAACUUACUUUCUGCUUGUAGUUGCUUAAAAUUAUGUAUUUUGUCUAGGGCUGCAAUUUGUUUUAUGCUUAUUUUAUUAUUACUGCAGUAGUUGACUUUGCUGUAUGGAAAAAUAAAGUGAAAUUGCCCUAAUAAAACUUCUCUUUCUUAAGUA